AUGGAAAACAAGAGCUGUUCAAAGUGUAAAAGGAGCCUUUUACUAGAUGCAUUCAAGGUGACAAAAAAUGGUCAAACGACAAAAACAUGCAUCAAAUGCCUCGAUGUUAACAAGGCGUCACGGGAACGUACAAAGUGCCCUCAUGAAAAGCAGAGGGCCCUGUGUAAGGAGUGCAAGGGCAGUCAAAUCUGCCCUCACGAAAAAAGGAAAUCCAGGUGCAAGGAGUGCAAGGGCAGUGAAAUCUGCCCUCAUAAAAAGCAGAGGUCCAAGUGCAAGGAGUGCAAGGGCAGUGAAAUCUGCCCUCAUGAAAAGCUGAGAUCCUAUUGCAAAGAAUGCAAAGGCAGUCAAAUCUGCCCUCACGAAAGAAUAAGAUCUCGGUGUAAGGGAUGCAAGGGCAGUCAAAUCUGCCCUCACGAAAGAAUAAGAUCUCGGUGUAAGGAGUGCAAGGGCAGUCAAAUCUGCCCUCACGAAAGGCAGAGGGCCCUGUGUAAGGAGUGUAAGGGCAGUCAAAUCUGCCCUCACGAAAAAAGGAGAUCCAGGUGUAAGGAGUGCAAGGGCAGUGAAAUCUGCCCUCACGAAAGAAUAAGAUCUCAGUGUAAGGAGUGCAAGGCAGUCAAAUCUGCGCACAUCAAAAAAAGGAAAUCCAGGUGCAAAGAAUGCAAGAAGGUUAAACAAUAAAUGGCAACUAU
Molecule: messenger RNA, 689 nt
Organism: Hydractinia symbiolongicarpus
Lineage: Eukaryota; Metazoa; Cnidaria; Hydrozoa; Anthoathecata; Hydractiniidae
Product: zinc finger protein 404-like
Exons: 1
Coding region: 1-678 (225 amino acids)
Source: RefSeq, a predicted model, not a curated record